CCUUGUGGGUAGCUGGCCGGGUCCGGGCGACGGUGAUGGCGGGGGACGUGGGCGGGCGCCGCUGCCCGGACUCGGAGCUGCUGCUGCACCCGGAGUUGCUGUCCCGGGAGUUCCUGCUGCUCACGCUGGAGCAGAAGAACAUAGCUGUUGAAAGUGAUGUAAGAAUAAACAAAGACAAUCUUACUGAUCUGUAUGUUCAGCAUGCAAUACCAUUGCCUCAGAGAGAUUUGCCAAAGAAUAGAUGGGGGAAAAUGAUGGAAAAGAAAAGAGAGCGACAUGAGCCAAAAAACGAGACUAAAAGGAGUAGCACUGUAGACGUGUCAAAGAAAAGACCUCUCAUUGUGUUCGAUGGAAGUUCAACAAGCACAAGCAUAAAAGUGAGAAAGACAGAGAAUGGGGAUAAUGAUCGACUCAAGCCUCCCUCUCAGGCAAGCUUUACCAGUAAUGCCUUUCGAAAAGUAUCCAGUUCCUCCUCAAGUGUGUCACCCCUAAUUCUGUCUUCCAAUUUGCCUAUGAACAAUAAAACGGAACACAAUAAUAAUGACACUAAGCAGAACCAUGACUUAGCACAUGGGAAAAGUCCUCUGGGCCCCGCGAAGCUGCCGCCUUUGUCCCCAGUGGGAACUACUCCAGUGAAGCUGAAGCGAGCUGCUCUGAGAGAAGAAGCCGAGGCCGUGGAUAACCUGAAGCCACCAGAAACAAAGAGGAAGAUACAGCACGUUACAUGGCCAUGAAGGAAAGUUUCCAAAAAUACUGGAAGCAGUGGAGUGCAGCACUCUGGUUAUGGAAGAGGAGGCGUGCGGAGGGGAUGACUUCUCUGAAGGCUGCCGCUAGCUGGUGGCAGAGCAGCGGCCCAAACCUGGACCCCCUGCCCUUUUCUUAAACCAGAAAUGGGCUCCUUCCCAGGCCCCUCCACGCCCACCCCUCCCCUGGAGUGCAGUGCAGUGGCCCUGCGUUCACACGACGGCUCACUGGCUAGCGGAGAGGAGAGGGACAUAACAGACAGACGCCGCAGUAGCAGGUGUGUGGCCGGCAGUUCCCCAGGAAGGACGGGCUGGCGUCAGGAGCCGUCCCGUGUGCUGGCCCGCGUGGCCGCGAGUGAGCAUCGUUCCUCUGGGCUCCCAUUCUCACUCUGAUCCGGAGUCUCUCCCAGAUCUCAGUUCUCUGUAUUUCCACCUCAUUUCACCCUGAGCCCCUCGGGCUGCCCUCUGAGGCCAGGCAGCCUCAUGUUGGAAUGAGCACUUAAAUAUACAGCGAGCGUUAUAA
This is a messenger RNA of Myotis davidii, 1266 nucleotides long. It is a transcript of the gene TSLIG2, whose product is annotated as chromosome unknown open reading frame, human C2orf49. Bases 36 to 734 code for a protein of 232 amino acids. The transcript has 5 exons. NCBI's taxonomy places the organism in Eukaryota, Metazoa, Chordata, Mammalia, Chiroptera, Vespertilionidae. Gene Ontology annotation, biological process: embryonic morphogenesis. Gene Ontology annotation, cellular component: tRNA-splicing ligase complex. The record is from RefSeq and is a predicted model, not a curated record.